AUGACUGAUUUUUUGUAGGACAUUUUAAUAAAAUUGAUCGUGUGUGUUGGAUGUUAAAUGUAAUGCAAUUAUAUGUAUUAGAGGAAACUUGAAGAAUGAGUGCAUAAAAAGUUAAUAGUCUCUUGGGAUUAGAGAAAUGGGAAAGUCUAGAUUAAGAUUUUAAUCUAUAAUUUUAAUUUAUUUUAUAUAUNCGAGAAUUUUAAUGUUUUCAUGUAACCAACCAAUACUUUAUAACACCAAACGAUAAGGGUAUUAAUAGGCCUCGCAUAAUUUUGAUUAUUAUAAUUAAAUAAUAAAAUAGAGCAUGAGUGUUACACAAUCAUUGGAAGAUAAUCUUGCUAUUCUUAACAAAAAUAACGAUAGUUGUGAUACACCUUUAACAAGUUAAAGGAGAAUCAAUUGGAAAGUCGAGAUGAGGAAGAUGGUUUUGACAAAACUCCCCAUCAAAAAGUCUGCUCCUAGGCUAAGCCAAUCUAUUAAGUCCAAAAACAUACCAAAAAAUAUUUCAAAGGUCAUUACCUAACAAAUUCUUAAAGGAUACUACAAUGAUCUCAUCUAAUGUAACCUUAAAUCAUUCCUUUCUUUCAUUAAGAAAAAUAAAAAUAUUCUGAACCUCCCUUCACUCAUGAGACUUGUCAAACCACAUAAAAACCCAGAAGUCAACUCUCUUCAUCAAUGUUUUAGGCAAAUAUGGUAUUUAAUAUAUAUUAAAAUUAUAGCUGGUAUUUUAUUAAGAAACAGUAUAUCGCCUACGUGUUUAAUUCUAAGAUCAAGGAUCCUCAAUGGCACCUAGAAUACAGAAAUGCAAUCUUAAAAUUAUUUAGGGAUAGUUGA
This is a messenger RNA of Paramecium octaurelia, 834 nucleotides long. The record is from the annotation of a GenBank genome assembly. Lineage: Eukaryota; Ciliophora; Oligohymenophorea; Peniculida; Parameciidae.